Messenger RNA from Vicia villosa (hairy vetch), 1162 nucleotides. RefSeq lists its product as uncharacterized. The record is from RefSeq and is a predicted model, not a curated record. NCBI's taxonomy places the organism in Eukaryota, Viridiplantae, Streptophyta, Magnoliopsida, Fabales, Fabaceae. The transcript is spliced from 6 exons. Bases 352 to 906 code for a protein of 184 amino acids.
AACACAAUCGAAUUUUGAGUGACAAAAAUCAAAAUAAACAAACUGUUCUAGAAGCUUCUUCUAAUUUUCCCCCUUUCAGUGUCUUUCACGGAGAAGAAGGAAUCCUCUUUUCACAAAUCGAAUAAUUCAAUCUCUUUCUAUCUUCUUAUCUAGGAAAAGAACGAUAAAAUUCUGCAGAAAUUGCAGUUGAGUAUGGCAGGAAGAGAGGUUCGAGAAUACACCAAUCUUACCGACCCCAAAGAUAAGAAAUUAGGUAAAGGAAAAGAUAAGAUUGAUGAUGAAGACGUUACUUUCCAACGUAUGGUUGCAAAGGGAUCCUGGCUUCCUGUAUUGGCUGGCUGAUGCAAGCAGAUGCAAGAAGUAGCUGGGGAGCGUGGAGGUUAUCUUCACGGGCGAGGCGCCUUGGACAGUGACGAUCUACUAUAUCUCAAGGAGCAAAUGGAAGCAGAGGAGGAUGCAGAACGCCUCUUGCGUCGUACUGAAAAACGAGCAUUUGCAGCUUUUAAGAGAGCAGCAAGUUUAGCAGAUUCUUCACCUGCAUCAUUACCGUUACCGUUACGUGUUGAACCAAAGCCAAAGAGCGGCAUUAGGCAACAAGAUCUGCUGAAAAAAGUUGUUGAGAUUAAACCUAAGCGACCAAGGUCUGAAAGCAAUAAGCCAACACAAGCGCCUAGUGACGCUUCUAUUACAAAUCAUGGGCGUGAUCGUGAUAAUUUGAAAGACAAUGAUCAGUCUUUAUCAGGACCAGCGAAAUUUGAGGAGCAAUCUUUUUCUGGAUCAAAGAAAGUAGAGGAACAUCCUACGGCAGAGAUGCAUGAAAGUGAAACUAAGCCUAAGGUUGAUAACUCUGGCGGCGGGGGGUUACUAGGCCUAGCGUAUGCUAGCUCAGAUGAUGAUGAUGAAUGAUCGACAAUACUUCUGAAGCAGAUCACUUUUUCAGUCGUUGUCUUUGUAGUUUUAGUACAAAUUGCUUGAAACUAAGAGGAAGUAAUGAAUUGUAGUGAAGAUGUCUAAAAGAUAUUUUCCAUUGCAUGAAACAUUUAGGAAGAAGAUUGUAAAAGAAGAAAAUGAAGAACUAGAACAUUAAUAUACAAGUAGAUGUCAGAUACAAUUUUGUACGUGUUCAUUAAAUCUUAAUGUGCCGAUUUUGUUUUUCUUGCCA